Zerene cesonia (dogface butterfly) is the source of this 5807-nucleotide messenger RNA. It is a transcript of the gene Pde1c, whose product is annotated as calcium/calmodulin-dependent 3',5'-cyclic nucleotide phosphodiesterase 1. Lineage: Eukaryota; Metazoa; Arthropoda; Insecta; Lepidoptera; Pieridae. Gene Ontology annotation, molecular function: 3',5'-cyclic-AMP phosphodiesterase activity. Gene Ontology annotation, biological process: signal transduction. Bases 246 to 2207 code for a protein of 653 amino acids. The record is from RefSeq and is a predicted model, not a curated record. The transcript has 14 exons.
CGCGCGCAGGCUUCCACGCGGUUCGGUCGCGUGGAUCGUCAUGCCGCCCUAAACGGCAUAUAAACAAUUCGAAUUUGCCACAACCCUAACGGAAAAAUUCCUAACAAUUCACCUGUGAAUGAUUAACUGACAUGUGCAUCAUAUCAAUUGUGAUAUAAACAUAGCAUAGUUCAAGUGAAAUAACAAAGUGUAGUGAAACAAGGUGACGAAGUGAACGUGAUUUUUGACAGGAGGUAGCGUAUGAUAUGACAAUGCGACGAGCCUUGCUUGACGGUAGCCGACAGGGCUCUGUCGACGGCAAUAGUAAUGUGGCGAAUGAUAAGGAGUUGGUACAUAAGUGUCAUAGUGACCCUGGUGGCGGGAGGGCCCUGGGGGCCCCGAGAGCGCAUAGACAUCGCUCUGUGUCAGGCGCUUUGAGAAAAUGCGUUUUAACACUUGACGGCUACUCAUACGUUAUAGUGGCGAGUCCUCCGGGCGGCGCGGGCGCCAACCCCGAGGAGCCCCACCGCCCGCCGCCGCCCCCCGCGCCCCGCAACGGGACCUCCCCCAAACAAGGCGCACUGACCAUUGUCCGGCGGUCAUCCAGCCGGAGUAAGACGACGGAAAGCUCACCUCCCACUGACGAACAGUUAGACCAACUCGAUCUCGACACAGAACAUUUGCCCGCCGUUGACACGCCCGACGCCUGUGAUAAAGCCGCUCUUAGAUUACGCUAUCUCCUAAGACAAAUAAACAGAGGUGAAAUACCUGUUGAAAUACUACAAAAGAAUAUUCAAUAUGCCGCAAAAGUUUUGGAAGCUGUCUACAUAGAUGAAACCAAACCGGCCGUGGCGCGCCAGCAGUCGGCGCCGACCCUGGUGUUUAGACGCUUGGCGGACGAAGAUGACGAGCUAUCAGAAGUGCAACCAGACGCCGUUCCACCAGAAGUCAGAGAGUGGCUGGCGUCAACGUUCACACGGCAGCUGGCGACGGCAAAGCGAAAGUCGGAUGAGAAACCCAAGUUCAGAUCGGUGGCGCACGCGAUCCGAGCGGGGAUAUUUGUAGACAGAAUCUACAGGCGGGUCACGAGUACGGCGUUGAUGCAGUUCCCACAAGAUGUUGUACGAGUUUUAAAGACACUGGACGAAUGGUCGUUCGACGUGUUUGCGUUGCACGAGGCAUCAGCUGGAUACCCGGUCAAGUAUCUCGGAUACGAGCUAUUAAAUAGAUACGGGAUGAUACACAAGUUUAAGGUACAGCCUCCAACUCUGGAGAACUUCCUCAGUCGGAUAGAAGAAGGCUACUGCAAGUUCCACAAUCCUUACCACAAUAACCUCCAUGCAGCUGACGUCGCUCAAACAGUGCAUUAUAUGCUGUGCCAGACUGGUCUUAUGAAUUGGCUAUCAGAUCUGGAGAUCUUCGCCACACUGGUGGCUGCGAUAGUACAUGACUUCGAGCACACCGGCACCACCAAUAAUUUCCACGUCAUGUCUGGGUCAGAUACCGCCUUGCUGUACAACGAUCGAGCGGUCCUGGAGAACCAUCAUAUUAGUGCUGCUUUUAGAUUGAUGCGUGAAGAAGAAAACAACAUACUCCUGAAUUUGUCCCGCGACGAGUUCCGAGAGUUCCGGACGCUGGUCAUCGACAUGGUGCUGGCGACUGACAUGUCAUUCCAUUUCCAACAGCUGAAGAAUAUGCGAUCACUGCUGUCUCUAGCCGAACCCACUGUGGAUAAGUCGAAGGCUGUUUCGCUCGUGCUGCAUUGCUGUGACAUCUCCCAUCCUGCAAAGCGUUGGGAUCUCCACCACCGAUGGACGAUGAGUCUACUCGAUGAGUUCUUCCUCCAAGGAGACAAAGAAAGGGAACUGGGACUUCCCUUCAGUCCUCUUUGCGACAGAAACAACACUCUUGUAGCAGAAUCACAGAUCGGUUUCAUAGAUUUCAUCGUUGAACCCAGCAUGGGUGUGUGUGCGGAUAUGCUGGAAUGCAUUUUGGGGCCUCUCCAUUCGAAUACCAAGAAUUCCACGAGUACUACCAACCAAGAUCCUAUUAAUGAGGAGACCACAGUUGCUGAAGCCAAUACUAAAUUCAAGAUAAAGAAGCCGUGGGUUGCCUGCCUCAUGGACAACAAAAAGAUUUGGAAGGAACAAGCGGCGAAAGAUGCUGAAGCGCGAGCCCGCCUAGAAGAAGAUACGAACGGGACUCAAUCACAGCAACCGGAUGAAUAAUAUUUAGCCACUUUUGUAAAUAGCGUUAGGAAUAGUUGUUACAACAUGUUACAUUCGCUGUUGAACAAGAAAUAGGCUAGUUGUUCGCUUCACGCUAAAUCGUUGUACUCGUACGUAAGUUUUGUCACAAUGAACUAUUUUUUGGCUUGAGUCAUCUCAAUUAAGUUAUUUUGAAUAGAUAUAUUUUAGUUAAAACCAUAAAAAUUUAGGGAUAGAACAGGAAAAUGUUCCUGAUUAAGUUAUAAACUGAAAAACACAAAAUAAAAUUCGAUUCGCUAUAUUUAUAGUUCAUUGUAUUCAAAACAACUUAAUGUAAGUUUAAAAGUUACAUAUUUAUUGUAUAAAUUCUCUUUGGAAGACAACGUAGUGAGUUAUAUUCGAUUAGAUGAUGUACUGCAGAGCGGUCAUCGGUAGGUGUAUUAAAAAUUACCUAUUACCUAGUUAAUUUAUUUAUUUUAUUUUACUGAAAAUUUUAAAUGCUUGACACAUUUAAAAAGACAGAUCUGUAUGAGAAUUAAAUAUUCUUGCCAUAAAUUAUUUAAAUAAAGGUUCAAUUACGUUCCAACUUCAAAACAUGUAUUAAAUUUACAUUUUAGUAUGGCAGUCGUAUAAUUACAAUUGUAUUAUGAUAUUAAUGUAAAGCUAUACAGAAAAUAAUUCAGUUUUAAUUAUUAAAUAAUGAAGUCAUGCAUUUAAAAUAUUUAGCAAAAUGUAAGCGUACCUAGCUUAGUAGAUAGUACUUUUUCGUGCGAGCAGGCCUCGUGAUAAAUUUGUUUGUUUGUAGAAAUUUAUGUUGUUUAUAAAAACAAAUACGAAGCAAUUUUAUUUAUUUAUAAAUUAUUUACCUAGAAAUAUAGAUGUAAUCGUGAUUUUCCUUUCGUAAAUAGCUGUUUGACUACUGACGUUUUAACUGUUGACUGGUUUAAUGUUCUAUAUGUAUGAUAAAUAAAAAAAUAAAUUAAUUACCUAUAUAAAGUUUAUCUUAACGAAUCAUUAAGGAAAUAUUAGACAUAGAUACCUAUAUACUAUUGUCAUCAAAAACUACCUUCUUAAAUGAUCUUUCUUAUGGCACCCUUAAGUAAAAAAAAAUGUAUAGUGUAAAUUGUGUUUUGUUGGUGUAAAUCUUGAUAAGAGUACCUAUAGGUGCUUCUUAAAACUUUUCUUGGAUAUUUAUUGUGUAACCAAAGCACAAAUGAACUGCAACAAAGACCGCACGAGGCAAACGUGUCUUAGGACUGGAAGAUCGCAUUAAACAAACUAAGUUAACUAAUAAAUUUACAAAAUAAACUACAUUUUUAAUUAUUUAUCUAUGGUGGUAUUGAUGGUGAGGUGUUAUUACUCACAGCUGCUUUAUUAUUCUUAGAAUUUUCAAACUAGUAAUAUUUUUACAAUAUUUUCCCGUCCUUUUGGUUUGUCACGUUUGGUCUAUGACAGUUCAUAACAACUUAUACUUGUAUGCAAAAUUGCAUCUCUCCUCUUAUCUUAAAACGGUGCACAAUAUUCUGCAGAAUAAAUGUAAAUAUUAUAUAGCUAUGCCCUUCUCUAUAACUCGGGAGGGUUUUGAACCUCCAUAACCAAUCCCCUGGGUACGCACAUUAGGUACCAAUUGCACUAUUGAAAUCUAGAAGAUUCAGAAUAAUCAGAGUAAUAAAUAAGCACAUAGUUAAGAAGCACAAAAACAAGCCGAGAAUUUUUUUAAAUGCUUUCAUUAUUUUCGUAUCAAUACUAAUAUAUCUCACCUAUAUCAUAAGGCUAUUGUAUCAUAAAAUCGCUGGUAUCGGAGCAAACUUUAUAUAAAAUAAUUAGAACUUUCUAACUUGAGAGUCUCUAUUCUGUAAUAUAAAUAAUGAUGUACUUAAAUUAGAAAAAUUAGUUAAAUUAGUAACCUUAUUCAUAUGAUAAAUACGCUUAUUAAUUUUAAUGUUUCUGAUUGGAACGGAUGAUACUCCUUGACCAAUUCAUUUUGUAAAUUUUGAUGUCUUAAAUUCUAAUUUAAACGGAUAAAUUAUAUUUAUCGUUACAACCUUAUCUGUAUGUACCUACUUCCUAUUGCUUUAUAUUACCAAGUAAUGUAUAAACGCUAAGCUUAAGUUAAGCUCAAAUCCCAGUCAUUUUCACAUUUAUUCGUUACUUACAUCAUAAUUUUGAAAGAAAUCAUUAGAACGGAUGAACAAAAACCGUCCUUCCUAUAUUAAUAUAUUUUAUUGGUAAUUUGUCUUAGUUCGGUCCAUGGAGAAAAUUUUUUUAUGAUAUACUCCAUCACUUGGCAUUCAACUCAUUAUGCCAAAAGCGAUAUUUUAGUAUGGAAAAUAAAGUUACUUUGUAACGGAACCCAAUAAAUAGAGAGGUAUCACAAAACCUUUUCAAUAAGUACCGAAAUCAAUAAAUUAAAUAAAAAUCACAUGUGUCCGAGAUGAACGUACAAAAGAACCGUAAGUAAUACAUAAAAAGAAAUAUGCAGUUACCUUAUCGUAAUAAAUCUUAUUUUAUUUUCUUAAAACUCCGAAGAUACGUGGGACCACACCUUUAAAUAUCAAAUCGAAUCCAUAAUCACAUAAAAUUAGGUCCCUAUAUUUAAUUCCAGGGAUGGUAAGUAUAGGAUUAAUCCAACUGGUGACGCUUAACGUAGACAUUUAUGAUAAAUCUUUUAUAUCUAUUUAUUAAUCAUAGUACUUACAUAUUGGAAUGUAUUAUUGUAUAUCAGACUUAGUGUACUUAAUAGAUGAUAUAAUAUAUGUACAUUAUAAGCGCCAUUCUAAUCGGGAUAUAGCUUUAUAAAAAUGUAGUUUUAGAUUCAAUAAAAAUAUAUAACCCUACAUACACUUUUGCUUACAUUACUGCACUUAUCCAUAGAGCAAUGGCUGAUGAAAAUGAAGCAAUUUCUGUAAAUACAUUGAUAGAUACAAUUAUUGUGUUUAACUUAUUGCUGAUAGAGUCCUUGGUAUAUCUUUCACAUAACAAUUUUUUUUUAUGUUGAUACAGGCAUUAAUGUUUUAGCGCUAAUAUAAAUACAUCAUUUCUGAAAAUAUCAACUACCUACCCAUAACGGUUCAUUAGAUACAGCCGUACAGACAGAUGUUCGGACAGACCUUGAGUAUCGUGGACAAAACAUUAUAUUUUUCGAUGUACAUAAGUGUGAUGAUUAUAAAAAGCAAGGAAAAUGUACAAAUAGAAUGAUACACUAAAACUAUACUGAAAGAAGCAAAAAAAUGGCUAUUCCUAUUUUUAUUGUAUCUAAAACAAAACAGUAGUGGACUCUCAUUGUAUGGUUAAAAAUGGGACAGUUACCUAUUAGAUAAAUUAUAAUUUCGAAUACAGCGAGUGACUCCACUCUAGCAGACAUUCAUGAAUAAUAAAAAUACAUAAUUAUAUAGAAGAGACAAAUGUUAUUAAUUUCCACAUUUGUCUGUAUAAAAUUAGUUUGAUAAUUUAAUAUAAAUUAGCUUGGACAAUUCUUACAAUAUCCUAUCUACCUCUGUUAGUUAAAAAAUUAUUGCCAUGUUUUAUUUAAUUCAACAUUAGUAAACAAUCUAUUAUAAACGCCUGUGUAAAAAGAAAAAACUUCCCGAUUGAUUGUUUGAAAUGUAAACACCGCUUCUA